Parastagonospora nodorum SN15 is the source of this 2412-nucleotide messenger RNA. RefSeq lists its product as hypothetical. NCBI's taxonomy places the organism in Eukaryota, Fungi, Ascomycota, Dothideomycetes, Pleosporales, Phaeosphaeriaceae. The coding region runs from base 1 to 2412 and encodes 803 amino acids. The record is from RefSeq and is a predicted model, not a curated record. The transcript has 3 exons.
AUGGCGUUUGCAAUGGAGCUUUUUGAUCAGGAACAAGCGGACAGAAGAAGUCAAGUGGAUGUUCCUGGUGCAGAAGUACAAGGAAAACUCGAAGAACAUCAGGUGCUGGGCGCAACCAUGAAUGACCAACAUGAGUCAGAUCGAAUCGAAGAAGAGAUUGAAGAGCGCAAUCGUGCAUAUCGCGACAUGAAAAAAACGGUCCAUACUUCGAUGCCAGAUUUGCCGGAAGAGGAGAGAGAAUCGACUAAGCAGAAGGAGAUUUUAUACUCCGUGCCUGUUGAGCAGCUCAAUAUGCAAGUCAUGAAUCCGCAACAAGCCGACUACUGUGUCGACAUUAUAGCAGUUCACGGUUUGGGUAAAUUUGCGCCUGUUCGCGCUGCAUCAAUACCGAACAUUACUUGGACCGAGAAAUCUUCUGGCAUAAACUGGCUUUCGUCAGAAUCGAUGCUACCAAGCACUGCUCCAAGAGCGAGGAUUCUGAGGUUCGGAUAUGACUCCCUAUGGAUGGGCAAAACUCCAAUUAGGACUUCGCUUUCGACAAUCGCCUACAAACUCCUACUAGGUCUUAGCAUGAUUCGCAUGGAAGACUUGCAGCGUCCAUUGAUCUUCGUAGGGCAUUGUUUUGGCGGCUUGGUCGUUCAAAGAGCUCUGAAUCUGGCAAAAAUGCAGCAGGAUGCUUAUCCUGGCGUGUUUGACUCGACCGUUGGGAUAGUUUUCCUCGGAACGCCGCAUCGAGGAACUCAAUCUUUCACACAAGAUAGCGCUCUGUUUGCUGCUAUUGCUGCAUCUUCUGACUUGUCUCGAAAGCUUGAGACUGGGGUUCUCGAGAGCAUAGCGUCGGAUAAUGGCGCAUUACUUGAUGUCACCGAUGAUUUCGUGCGACUGUGCAUCGGUGGAGGACCUCUGAUCACCUGCUUCUUUGAGCAACGACCAUCAAAACUAGGAAAGAUUGUUGGAAAAGAUGAUAUAGAUGAGUUUAUCGUGGACCAGAAGAGCGCAACCCUAGACGGCCAUCGCAAGUACGGGCUCGAGUUGGAUCAUUUCAGCCUCAACAAGUUUGAUGGGCCGACUAACCCCAACUAUGUUCAGGUACGCGGAGAGAUACUGCGCUUCUACCAUGAAGCUAUGCAACGAGUCGACACAUCAUCCUGGCCUGGUCCAAACCGUGCUGCGGGUCCAAGAUUAACAGUAUCCAAAGAAGGCCUAUCAAAUGACUGCUUGGCAUCCGGGCCAAGUUCGCGCACACUGAGUCGUCGACAGAGUAGCUUUGAUUUGAGAAAUCCUACUCCUCGGCUUCGCAGGCAUGGAACAUCUCGUGGAAACCUGGACGCAAACGUUGAGGUACAGCCUGAACCAUUUCGAACCGAACACGCUAUAAGAAGAGAGGCAAUGGAUGAAUUGCGUAAGGAAGAGGAAUAUAAACAAAGACGCUUGUAUGAAGAAGAAGCACGAAAACAGCAGCGACAAGAGAAACAAGCUAUGGAGCAGGAAUACAUAGCAAGACUGAAGAGAAAUAUGGCAAAGCACGGAGUCAAGAAUUCAGAUGAGAUCCUGGCGACCCGGCGAAUGCCUGACGAUGAAGACUUAACUCAACAGGAGAUAACGGAAAAAGAGGGGUGGUACAAGAAUUUGAUGAAGGGAGAGCUGCUUGCUGUUGGACUAAACGGUGGUCAAAUCGACGAAAUCUUGCAUAAUACAGACGAAUCGAUGAUCAUAGACGGCAUGGAGAUGAUCGUCACACGUAUGGCAAGAAAAUGGAUAUCCACACGUACUUUGGACAAAUACGAGAUCCCAUGGCAAGAUGAUGAGACCGACCCUUCGACCAUCAUCAUCAAGCGAUGGGUACCUGAUUACGAGCGUGAGUUUCUAUGGGAUCACUCAAGAGCUGUACGCAGUCAGCGUGACUAUAGAUCACAUCGAGAGCGUCAUCGACCGAUCAAAUCGGACAGGCGUAGAAGACGUGGGUCGGAGCCAUCGAAUGCACAGGAUAAUGAUUGGGUGGUCCGUAUGAUGGAUAACUUCACGGAAAAGCGCAACAAAUACGACCGGACAACAACCCUCGGCCCCAGAACACCUGUGAGCAACAGGGACACAAGCUACACAAGAAAUACUAAACGACACUCUACCGAAGGACCCGGUAGUGAAGAAGCGAGACCCAAAGAGAUCCGCAAAAAGUCCUCUAGAGCAUCGUUUCAAUCUGCUGACCUCAGCAAAAGCCGUUCAAACCCAAGGAGCUCUCCACGCCCCACAUCUUCCACAGAGCCAAAGUCACUGCGCAGAAUUCGAAGCACGCUGAGCUUUGACUCCAUCCGACCUGCCCCAGACGUACAGGAAGUGAACCGUCGAAGGAGAAGUUCGCAGGCGCUGAGUCAGUCCUUUACAAGAGUCCACGACCGCAGCCAAGAAAACUAG